This is a messenger RNA of Chenopodium quinoa (quinoa), 3696 nucleotides long. Its product is annotated as cellulose synthase-like protein D1. Gene Ontology annotation, biological process: cellulose biosynthetic process; plant-type primary cell wall biogenesis. NCBI's taxonomy places the organism in Eukaryota, Viridiplantae, Streptophyta, Magnoliopsida, Caryophyllales, Amaranthaceae. Gene Ontology annotation, molecular function: mannan synthase activity; cellulose synthase (UDP-forming) activity. Gene Ontology annotation, cellular component: trans-Golgi network; plasma membrane. The record is from RefSeq and is a predicted model, not a curated record. The transcript has 3 exons. Bases 1 to 3114 code for a protein of 1037 amino acids.
AUGUCAUCAACUAGCCCAACAAAGAAAUCAUCAUCUUCAAAUAAUGCUGGAAGGCCACCACAAACAGUAAGGUUUGGAAGAAGAACAUCAAGUGGACGUAUACUCAGCCUGUCUCGAGACGACGAUACAGACAUGUCGGUUGACAUGGAUUAUACGGUGGUGAUGCCACCAACACCAGAUAACCAACCAGGUGUUGAGCAAGGAACAGGAAGAACCUCUAACUCUUCGGCUUCUGCAUCUCGUUCGAGACUACAAUCACAACGAGAUAGCAAUGGUGGAUCUUCUGGCAAGUUAGAUAGAAGAGUGUCAGUAUUGAAAUCCAACAACAAGUCUAUGUUAAUGAGAAGCCAAACAGGAGAUUUCGACCAUAAUCGAUGGCUUUUCGAGACUAAAGGCAAGUAUGGGAUUGGGACUGCCUGUUGGUCGGAUGAAGAAGCUUAUGAUGCUACCACUGCUGGGAUGACCAUGGACGAUUUCACUGACAAGCCGUGGAAGCCCCUGACACGAAAAAUCAGCGUUCGGCCUGCUAUUAUCAGCCCUUACAGGUUACUAGUGGUGAUACGGAUGGUAGCGCUGGUUUUAUUUCUAACUUGGCGAGUGCAAAAUCCGAAUGAAGAUGCACUAUGGUUGUGGGGAUUGUCUAUUGUGUGUGAGAUUUGGUUCGCGUUUUCUUGGUUGUUGGAUCAAUUGCCGAAGCUCAACCCCAUUGAUCGAGCUGUAGACCUUGCAGCUUUAAAAGAGAAGUUUGAGCACCCCUCCCCUUCUAAUCCUCAUAGUCGGUCCGACCUACCGGGUGUUGAUAUAUUUGUAUCCACUGCUGACCCUGAUAAAGAACCCCCUCUUGUUACUGCAAAUACUAUACUAUCCAUCCUUGCUGUUGAUUAUCCUGUGGAGAAGAUCUCUUGCUACAUUUCUGAUGAUGGAGCUUCCAUCCUAACUUUCGAGGCAAUGGCCGAGGCCAUAAACUUUGGGGAGCUUUGGGUGCCUUUUUGUAGAAAACAUAACAUAGAACCUAGAAAUCCUGAUACUUAUUUCAACCUUAAGAAAGACCCUACUAAGAAUAAGAAGAAGCCGGAUUUUGUUAAGGAUCGACGAUGGAUUAAAAGGGAGUACGACGAGUUUAAGGUGAGGAUCAAUGGGUUGCCGGAUGCUAUUAAAAAGAGGUGUGACAUGCUCAAUUCAAAGGAUCAGUUACAGAGGAAUGUUAGUACUACGUCUAGUGAUAAGGAUGGAUAUAACGGGGGUAAUAAUCUUGACCAAAGUGAGGUGCAAAAGGCGACUUGGAUGGCCGAUGGGACACAUUGGCCGGGGACUUGGUACCAAAAGGCUUCUGAUCAUGCUAAAGGAGAUCAUGCAGGAAUUUUGCAAAUAAUGAGUAAAGUCCCUGAAACUGAUCCUGUUUUCGGUCAUUUUGAUGAGAAGAAACUUGAUUUUAGUGGUGUAGAUAUUCGUCUUCCUAUGUUUGUGUAUGUAUCUAGGGAGAAACGACCGGGUUAUGAUCAUAACAAAAAGGCUGGAGCUAUGAACGCCUUGGUGAGAUCUUCUGCUAUACUUUCGAAUGGGCCGUUUAUCCUUAACUUAGAUUGUGACCAUUAUUUCUACAAUUCAUUGGCUAUUAGAGAGGGAAUGUGUUAUAUGAUGGAUCGUGGCGGGGAUAGGAUAUGUUAUGUACAAUUUCCUCAACGAUUCGAAGGCAUUGAUCCAUCUGACCGAUAUGCCAACCAUAAUACUGUUUUCUUUGAUGGAAAUAUGAGAGCUUUAGAUGGUCUUCAAGGUCCUGUUUAUGUAGGAACAGGUUGCAUGUUUCGACGAUAUGCACUCUAUGGUUUUGAUCCUCCAAGGGCUAAUGAGUACACAGGCUUAUUUGGGCAGUAUAAGCAACCAAAAUCAAGCAAUGUCCAUGAACACUCUGAUCAAGAUGACGAAUCAACAUCUGAUACACAACGUUUGGCACCACAUCCUGACUUGGAACUUCCUAAAAAGUUUGGAAAUUCAACUAUAUUUACUGACUCAAUUGCUGUAGCUGAAUACCAGGGAAGACCUUUAGCUGAUCACAUAUCAGUGAAAAACGGCCGCCCUCCGGGUGCUUUAAUCCAUCCUCGUCCUCCACUUGAUGCUCCUAUAGUUGCAGAAGCAGUUGCUGUUAUUUCUUGCUGGUACGAAGAUAAUACAGAAUGGGGGACAAGGAUAGGUUGGAUCUAUGGAUCAGUGACAGAAGAUGUGGUGACAGGAUAUCGGAUGCAUAAUCGUGGAUGGAGGUCAGUUUACUGCAUAACAAAACGUGAUGCUUUUCGAGGAACAGCACCCAUCAACCUCACUGAUCGAUUACAUCAGGUUCUUCGUUGGGCUACUGGUUCAGUGGAAAUUUUCUUCUCUCGAAACAAUCCUUUAGUAGCAACAAGACGCCUUAAGUUCCUACAACGAGUAGCUUAUUUCAAUGUUGGGAUUUACCCUUUCACUUCUAUCUUCCUAGUAGUUUACUGCUUUCUACCAGCUUUGUCUCUUUUCUCAGGACAAUUCAUAGUACAAGGGUUGAGUGUUCCUUUUCUUAGCUACCUCCUUACUAUAACUAUCUGUCUUAUGCUCCUUUCCCUCCUCGAGGUUAAAUGGUCAGGGAUCGGAUUAGAGGAAUGGUGGAGAAACGAGCAGUUUUGGCUCAUAGGAGGCACCAGUGCACACUUUGCUGCAGUCUUACAAGGCCUUCUGAAAGUUAUUGCAGGGGUUGAAAUUUCAUUCACUUUAACCUCCAAGUCUGCUGGUGAAGAGGAAGAUGAUAUGUACGCCGAUCUUUAUAUUGUGAAAUGGACUAGUCUCUUCUGUAUGCCCCUCACCAUCAUUGUCAUCAACAUGGUUGCACUUGUGAUCGGGUUUGCGAAAACAGUCUAUAGUGUCAUCCCACAAUGGAAUAAGUUUCUUGGUGGAUGUUUUUUCAGUCUUUGGGUGUUGGCUCAUAUGUACCCUUUCGCGAAAGGACUGAUGGGAAGGAGAGGAAGGAUGCCUACAAUAGUGUGGGUUUGGUCGGGAUUAGUUUCUAUUACUGUAUCUUUACUUUGGAUUACUGUUAGUCCUCCACAAGGUAAUGUGAGUAUUUCUAAUGGUGCUGUUAAAGUUUAGAAAACAGAUAUUGUAAUUGUUAUAAACAAUAAAACCGAAACUUUCUUUUUAAUUUAAGAUGUAAGAACUAAUUUUCAGUCCCCUGCAAUGCACGAGUUAUUAGUUGUUUAACUUUGUAAUAAUAGUUUGAAUAUAUAUAGAACUUCUGAAAUUCAUAAGUUGAUAUCUCUUAUUUGCUCUUUUUUUUUUUGUGUUUAUUGUUUAUAUGAUUCUUUUUGUUCAUCUUAUCUGUUAUCUCCCAAAGUUGUUUAUCACCUUUCUCUCAUUUUUACCAUGUUUUCGCCUUCCCCUUUAUGUUUAUCCCAUCUUCCUUGCUCCUUUUCUUCAAUUGAUUUUGUACUUACAAAAUCUUUUCCUUUUAUGCGUGCAUUAUCAAUAUGUUGUGUUUAAAAAAAAAAAUAAAAAAAAAUGCAAUCGAUCUUAUCAAAUAAAUAAGCAGAAAUAUUUGUGGGAUAUAAUUGCGUGUUAACAGUAUGAAAUGAAAACAUAUUAGAUAAAAAAAUAUGUUCAGUAUAUUCAUGGAACUCUUCAAAAGGUAUAAAAUGAUUGGAAAAAAAAAAUCUUGUUUAUUACUCCUAUAGU